AUGGCGGAUAAAAUAGUCCGUGUUUGUAUUCGUCUUGGUAUUGGAGGAUUAUUUGUGAUUAAUGCUUCUGGGGAGUUAUUUCCCCAUCAGGCUUGUAAGCAAGUUAACGCUCUAAAAGAUGAAAAUGGCAUCCUCGUAGACGUUCCUGAGACAUGCCGCGAGCAGUUUAAAGAAGUAGUCGUGAAAUUAGGUUUGAAGAACAGUAAGUAAGUAAGUAAGUAAUUUUAUUUAACCACAUAUCGCAUAUGAGCGAUAGCUCGUUUAAAUGCAAAUGUGCCAUAAAAAUUACAACGUGAUAAUUUACAUAAUCUACAUGUACGAGUAAUGAAUAAAAAUAAGAAAUAGAAAAAUUAAACCAACUAAAAGAUAAUAAUAAUUUAAAAAGAAAAAAUAUUGGUAAUCAGAUUGUCUAUUUACAAAAUUCACAGUUGCAGUCAUACGAUGAAGACAACUGUAUGUUUUGUAAGUUUUUCCUAAAGAUAGAGAGGGACUCCGACAUCCUUAUUUUGUCUGGUAGACUGUUCCAUUGUUUGCCAGCCUGGUACGUGAAAGAAUGUUGCAUAUAAGAUGAGGUCGGUCUUGGAAGAACAACCUUAAGAUGGCCCCGUAGGCUGUAACCAUUGCUUCGCAGUAAAAACAUUUCCCGAAUGUAGUUCGGUGCCUGGUUAUAAAUGCUAUACGCUCUUCUCACGUAUGGUAAUAUGCCCGUCUAACCUCGUUUUUGAGUAAAAAGUCCUUUGAAAUGCUAAUCAGACGACGUUUUCGUAUUUGAAUUUCAAAAGAAUUUUUACCCGUAAACGAGGUUAGACGGGCAUAUUACCAUAAGUGAGAAGAGCGUAUUGUAUACAAGUAUCAGUGCUUGUUCUAUGCGUCGAUGUUCCGAGCUUUUGAUAUGUACAGUUUUAAGUAGGUCUUCAUAAGCAGUCGACUUGGAGUAGUUAAGAAGAGUCCUAAGAGCAAAUGCAUUGGUUGACUCUAGUUUUGCAGACAAACCUUUACUUAGACCUAUGAACAAUGGUGAUGCGUAUUCAAAGUGAGGCAGAAUAAAUGCUUUGUACAGUUUAAUCAUAAUAUCUGAGGGUAUAAGUUUACGAAUGCGACGAAGAAUUGAAACUUUUGUGUUCAGUUUCCGAGUGAACAGAAAGUGACCUUAUUUGUGAAUGAAGGUUUUCAUGCUGUGUCUGCCGGUUCGACAUGGUUUCCUGCGGGAGCAGUGAUAGGUUUGCCAAGGUGGUAUUUGUAUCAAACUGAAGAAGAAGUUGCAACUUCCGGUCUGAAAUUUCAAGGAAGAAAUAUCCAGUGGGAUUCAGAAUUCGGAGAAACUGUGAAAUUUUGUUAUGUUCCUACGUCAGAUAUGAUCGCUUUCACCAUUGGUUACGAACUAGCACACAUCCAACGCUUAGAAUUCAAAAUGUUUGAUAUUUUUGCCUCGCCUUUCUGGUUGUUUCUGACAUAUAAAAUGAUCCGUUUUGUCCAUUAUAGAACUUUUAAAAAGCAAGCCAUGUGGAACUUACUUCUUAAUCUAAGCGUUUGUGGAGUCAACUACUUUGCUUACAGGCUUGUGAAUCGAAAGGUACAACACUUUAGUGAAUUCAAUGCAGAUAAAAUUUCUGCUGAGUGCACUCCGCAGAUAGCUAAAGGUGGAGUAGACUUUUUCACAAGAAGACUGAAACUAAAUCUUGUCCAGCGAAGUUUGCUUGGAGAAGAAGGUGAAGACUUUUUUACAGAAGAGGGCAAUGAAGUGAAAUCCUACACACAUCCACGGUUGACUGAAAGACUGGAUAAAGUAAAAUUCAUCCUUAGUAGUUCUGACUUCCAACUUCCAACUGGACUCGGAUUA
This is a messenger RNA of Porites lobata, 1840 nucleotides long. The record is from the annotation of a GenBank genome assembly. Lineage: Eukaryota; Metazoa; Cnidaria; Anthozoa; Scleractinia; Poritidae.